This is a messenger RNA of Pezoporus flaviventris, 8837 nucleotides long. It is a transcript of the gene CCDC71, whose product is annotated as coiled-coil domain containing 71. Bases 1600 to 2784 code for a protein of 394 amino acids. NCBI's taxonomy places the organism in Eukaryota, Metazoa, Chordata, Aves, Psittaciformes, Psittacidae. The transcript has 2 exons. The record is from RefSeq and is a predicted model, not a curated record.
CCCGUGGGCAGCUUCGCUCCAGCUGCAGCUUGGGCUGCACAAAACACGUCCAAGCGGAUUGAUGCUGAGGGGUCCUGUCCCCGUGGGUGUCACAGCCGCUGUGUCCAACAUCUGAGUGUCCCUUACGGUGUCCCAGCUGCUCCUGAAGAAGAUCCGUUCUGCAGCCCGUUGUUCCUUGUGCUUCUCCCUCUCUACCAGAUCAGGAUUAAGCUUUACACCCUGCUGGCUUUGCCUGUUCCCUGGGGAGGUGGCAAAUCUCACCUUUGGCUGUGACACCGGCCGUGGCUCCGUUGGUUCCCUGCCUGUCUGCCCUCUGCCGUGGGAGAUUCCCUGCGUUAUCCUCCUCCAAAUCCCUGUGACGUCCACAGAGCACUUGACUGGGAUUAGCGUGUCAUGUGGAAGCUCUUACCCACUGCUGACCUGUGCUUCCCCUUCUGCUGCUCCUUUGGCUUCUGACCCUUCCCUGCCUGUGCCGCUGGCGGCCGCUCCGGGGCCGGUAUUCCCGGAGGUCUGUGAAGAGCACUGGAUAUGAUUCAUUCCUUUCUCUGCUUAGGCACUAACUUUUCCAUCACAGCUUUGUUGCCUGCACAGUGCCCUCUCUCAUAGUGUCUCUGACACCUUCCCUGUUUCCCUAAAAAGAGGUUUUCACCAAAUCCUUGUUAUUUUCAUAGGUAUCCUUGAAACUGAAGGUUUUAUAACUUCAGUGGAGCUGGUGAGGCCACCAGCUUUUUGUGAGAGGAUCAGAGUCCUCCUGGGUGCCUCUCUGGCCUCCUCUUCAGUGCCUAUUGUAUAUUUGAACCAAUAACCAGCUCUUUUUCCCCAGGCAGGCAGCUGUGCAGUGCCCUGAGCGUGAUCCCAGUGUUUUCCCUCAGGCCAUUGUACACUUGGCCCUGGUGAUGUGUGUUUCCUUCUCACGGCCCUGCUUGAGUUUCCUGCUUCCUGCUCCCUUGGCAGUGAGUGCCCCUGGAUCAACACCAGUUUGCUGGGACAGCGAGUUGCAGACCGUUGUUCAAACAAGAGAGCAGCAAGGAGCGGUGUUGCCUCACCACAGCCUUUGGCAUCGACAAAGCUCAGCUAAAAGAGCCUCCAGCCCUCCUGUCAGGUCUCCAGGAGGAUGCUGCAGCUUUGGCAGGGACUCAGAAUCAAUUUGUGAGCAGAAUCUAUUAGGAAGCUGGAAAACUGAAUGCGAUGCCAGGAUAGAUUUGAGGUGCUCAGGCUUGUUAGCAUUGGGAUGGCUCCAUCGUGGUGUUCUCAGUGAGGGUUCAGUUCUCAGGGCUGCUUUACCAAAGGAAAAUGAUAUCUAGUUACUCAGAGCUGGGGUGUGUCAAGCUCAAAGUGGGAGCAAGCUGCAGAGAUUACUGCAUUAACCAUUGGAACCCUUUAUCCUGGGCUGGGUUGGAUGGGAUUGCCUGAGAUCCUGGUUUAGGGUUGAGGAUAUAUUCAGGAUGAUUUGGGUUUCCUCCAGAGGCAAAUCAGUGACAGGAUUUUCUUGAUGAUGCUUCUAAUGUGGGUGAUGCCUAGAAUCUGACCUGAUGUCUGUCUCAAGAGUUGUUUUCCCAGUAAUUUAGACCUUUCCAAAGCUCCCGGUUGCCUAAUGCCAUGAAUAUUGCAGUGAACAAUGUGGAAGAAAAAGCCGUCCAUUCCUGGUCAAGAAUUUCCUCUGCAGGACAGAAAGUGCUGGAGGAAGCCCUUCGAGUCUUCAACCCCAUGUCCAAGGACCUCUCGAACACAGAAACCCAGCUGGUGGCCUUCAUUCAGAGCCUGAAGGAGGAGGGCUACCAGCCCACCAUUCUGAGGAGUAAGGAUGUGUACGGGUACAGCUCGUGCACAGCGGACACACCGACUCAGACAAAAGAGAGCAGUCCCCAGCACUGUGCCAGCACUACUAAGAGUCCAACCAGAAACACCACGGCCAUGGCAAAGGUGCCUGCUGAGCCCACCAGCGUGCCAGUGAACUCUCUGAAAGUCUCCACUCAACCUGUCCCGAAAGGGGAUUCCACAAAUCUCCUCUUGAGCUCCUUGAAGCAGACAAAAUCCAGCACAUCCAAGGCUGCAGCAGUGGGCUUCCCUACAAACAUGUAUCCUGAUGUGUAUCCAGCCAUGAGACUGUCGGUGGUUCUGGAAGCUCUGGUGCCGCUGAAAGCCACUGCGUCCUGUUUGGAGUCCAAGUACACCCGAGGGCGUCUUGGGAUCUCACCCUCGGAUCUUAAACUCCUCAAGGCUUCGAGUGCCCCAGGGAAGUUUCCUUCAGGCAAAGCAGCCAAACUAACCAAGGGUAAGGGCUACAAGCGCUUGGUAAAGAAAGCACCAGAUUCUGCCACCCUGGCUUUAAAUCUCCUGAAGGGACCAAAGGGUGGAGUGCUGCAGGAGAGCAACGCUUGCAAAGCCUCGGGAGUCCUCAACGGGAGAGUCACAGGCAGCUCGUCCCAGGGCUGCACUGCAACACCGCAGGCCAAGACCUUGAAAAUCAAAGAUAAGGAAGCUCUCGUGGGGAAAACAGAAUGGAAGGACAACAGCACCUACCGGGAAGGCACUGGGCAGAAGAAGAGAAGAGCCACAGAGGCGAGGGAAGCACCACAGAAGAAAAAAGCAAAUACCAUUUCUGCCCGAAACAAACCUCGCCGAGCUCAGAGCACUUUGAACCUGCUGAAAUUCCGGGCCAUCAAGGUGGGCAACUCUUCCUCUGACGAGGAAAUGAGGAGGAGAGCACAGAAGAUUCUUAGGGUCAACCUGUCCCCUGUGAUCCGAAUUCAGCCCUUGUCUCACGCUCACAGCGUCCCCUGAGGGUCUUUGUCACUUUCUCCUUUUGUAAGUAAGUAAAUACGAGCCCAGCAUCAGAGUAUGGAGAGGUUGGAGACUGGAGCUCUCGUGCCUGGGGGUGACCUGUUAACUGACCUGCAGACAGAUCAGCCUGUUCCCGUGCUGCUCCUGCCUCAUCUGCUCUGCAGAGCUGACUGCAGAAGCACAAGGACCCGUUGGGGAUGGUGACACAAGCCCAGCAGGUCCGAGGGCUCGCUUCCCACCUCAGGACAUGGCAGGCUGAGCUCUCGUGCAGGGGGAGGACACGGGACUUUCUCAUGACAUUGAUGCACUGUGAUAUUGCUCUUUUUUCAAGCUGUACAUUUACUGGGUUUAUUUUGGUCAAAUUUUAUAACUUUAUUAUCUAUAUAUCUAUAUAUCCAUAUGUGUGCACAUGGCCCUGGAGCUGUGGGAAGAUGCACUCCCUCCAUCCCUCUGGGAUUGGGUUUGAUAGCUUUUGUUCCCCUUCAGCCAGUGUUUUGUUGGAAGGUGCCAGGAUUUCUCUGUUGAUCCAGUGUUGUGACAGCUUGUUCUGGGCUCUGCUGAGCAGCUCAGAGGCAGGCAGAGCUGUAGCCACUUGUUUGCCUCCAGAAAUGCCAAGCAAUUUGGAGAAUUACCAGCUCAUCAUUGACUAUAGUUUUAAUUACGGUUUUGGUAUUACCUCUGCAUAGGGGGGGAGUGUUAUGGGGCUGUUGCCUGCAGUUCUCUAGGUGCCUCUUGUGUUUGUUCGUAGCAGAAGCUCUGAACUCAUGGUAGGGGUUUGCCUCCAAAGAGCGAUUCCUCCUCAGCACCAGUGUUGUUCUGCUCUCCUGCAGCCUGAGUGCAGCCAUAGAACAUGAACUGUAACUGUCAGAGCUGAAGGACUGGAGCUGUGAGCAGGAAUUGUGUAGUGUCCUGCUCACCUUGUGACUGCAUUGCUGUUGCUGGAUGUUUCAGGAGCAGGUUCUAGGUAGGGAAGGCACAGGCUGCGUUUGAAUGUAUUUGCUACAUCCUGCUGUUCCCAGGGCUCAGUGGGAUGCUUGAGCCUGAAUCAAAGCAGAAAAGCAAAAGAUUUGACAGAAUUGAUGCCAGCACUUAAACAGAUUGUUUCUCUCUGUCGGUUUGUGGGGGUGAAGCAGUAGGAGGGGAGAUCAGCACCGUGUUGUGACGGGUGGCAGCUUUGCUGUGCCAUCUGGGAUGUUGUGAGAAGGUGUGUGCCAGGUGUGAAAGCUCCCGGAGCACGGACUCUGCGCAUCCCCAGGAGGAACUGUGGAACCUCCUGCGCCAGGGGCAUGCUAUGGGAUGCAGUCGGAUGCUGUGGGGUGCCGUCGGAUGCUGUAUCAUGUGAACACAGGCUGUGCGCUGGCAGAGGUUGGGUCUGCUCUCCGCAGGGAGGGAUUUGCGAGCUCUAGGAGGAACAUCACAUUGGAGCAGUAGGUGCUGUCACUGUCACCUGGGAGGGACUGUCUCUAGUGAGAUGAUCUGUGUUGGGAGGUUGCUGAAGCAGAACCUGGUGGCUCGGAGAGAGGAGGCAGCAUCAGGCCAGGCUCUGCAGCACGGGGCCAGUAAUCCACUCACCAGCUCCAAAUACCAGUUAUCUGAUCCAGUAAUCUCUGUGGACAUUGGCUGAAGGGAUGAGCUCCCCUGGGAAGCCUCAGCUCCUCACGUUCCAACCUCUCCCUAGCACCUGGCUGCAUUUCAGUGCUUUGUAAAAGGGGUCAGUGUCUGAUCCCCAGCUCAGAGAGGAAAACCUUGGCACAGAGAGGAGAGAGGAGGUGGAUGAGUGUCCCAAGGCAGAGCCAGGGUUCUCCCUCCUCCCCCAGGUACACCAGGGUGGAGGUUCUCCCUCGGGGUCUGAUUUCAGGCCCUGAAUCCCAUGCUCGGGCUCUGUGUGGUUGUGCUGUGUUGCUGUCAGAGCUCAUCACUUGCAGUGGUUGGGACUGACCUGUGAAUGCCGCUGGUUGGCUGCGGACAAGGAGAAAAUAUUUACUUCUGUGGUUUGAAACGCCCUGGCAGAGAGUUCCGUGUCCUGACGUGGUGCUGGAUGAACAGGGACCUUCUGUCACUGUUAACCAGCCAAAAAUUGCUUUGUCCCUUUUGCUCCCACUCCUUCAGACCUUUCUUAUUCCCACGCUCCCAAACGCCAGGUCUGGAAGUCUUGCACUGCGGUUUCUCUUUUUGGCUGUUCCUGAGGAGUGCUCUGAGCUCCUGCCUGUGGUAUCGCUGCCUCACAGGCUGCUCAGCAGCUUCCCUCUUCCCAGCCCCUUAUAAGGACACCGAGAGCUGCCUCUGGAGCCUCUUCAUGCAGCACAGACAUCCCAGCCCGGCCUCUGGUGGGAAAACAAUCCUGCAUCAACUAGGCUGAUUCGGGUUGAGCUUUUCCUCCAGCCUGAGCCGGAAGCUGAGCACAUGAGGCCAUAUCCCUCCUCUUCGUGGUGUCUCUUCCCUUAGCUGCACUGCUGCCUGCCUCCCCACUCUCCUCCAUCACCUCUUGCCUUUCACAGCUUGGGCUUUUGCCAGGCAGGGACUUGGCUUGUGCUGUUGCUUAACACAUCCAACAGAACAUCUUGCCUUAGUGCUGCCAUGCCUUUCCCAGCACUGAGCUCAGUUCUGCAAACGCUUGGUGGUAAUGUCCUUCCCAGGCCAGCAGCAAGAGGUGUUCUGCUCCACAGGGAGAGAUGAGUAUUAGAAACACUUCUGUGCCACUGAGGCUGCUGUAAGGGAAGCGAGCAGACCAUGCAGUGCUCCAGGACUUGCCCAUCACCAGUCCAGUCUCUGUCAGCCCUUCUGCAUAUCUUUUAACAGGCUGCAGGGCCCUGUGCUACUGGGCAGCACUAGAGCUCGAUGCUCUAUCCUCCUCAUGCCUCCUCUUUCCCCUUGCAGGUAAUUUGGGAACUUGGCUGGAAGGAUUCCAGUCUAGAUUCUAGAUUCUUCUAAUGGAAGGUGUCCCAUGGCAGGGGUUGGGACUGGAUGAGCUUUAAGUUCCUCCCAACCCAAACCAGUCUGUGAUUCUCUGAUUGAAGCUUGUUAUUCAGAGGGGCAUUACAGCCCCUGGCACCAAUGACAUCAACUGCUGCCUGUCCAGUGCGGGCAGAUGUGUGCCUGCAGCCUGUCAGUGGUUGGCUCCAGGGUCCUUCAUUUCAUGGCGUGGUCUGGGUGCUCCUGGAGUCCUGGACCUUCAACACCGAUGUGCAAGAGGCUGCUUAAGACUGGUCUAGCCAGAGCAAUCCCUUCCACCCCAUGUUACCCUGUGACAGCAGACUUGCCUUCCAGGACCCUGUGCAGCAGGGCAGGACACACAGAAACACGUUGCCUGGGGUGCUGUGGUCUCUGCUGCGUGCAGAUUGUUCAGACCUGUUUCUGUAUUAGUCACUUUGAAUUCAUCCAAGUGCCUAACCUGGCCUGUGCUGUUCCUGGGCACCGUGACAGCCGAGAGAGCUUUGGAGGCUCUCUUAGGAAUGCUCUCACUGCAUGGAUUUGUGCCACCGUCAUUUCCAGAAGCGCUUCAGCCAGCGGUCAAAGGGCUGCUCAUCCAACUGAUGGUUUUGGGAAUCGUUUUUCCUUUUAUUCAGCUGCCAAGAACCACGAAUUUGUGCUUUGCCUCGACCAGACAAGGUCCUGAAGCUUCCUGCGUGCCUCAGAUGUCCGUGGGGAGAGCAGCUCGCCCCGCAGGUACUGGAGGGGAAGCUGACAUCGGAUACCACUUGAAAUCACAUUGUUAAUUGGUAGCAACGUUCUGAAGCUCAUGUCCACUCUGAUCAUGUUUCACCAUCUGCCACCGCUUGGACUUGGAGAAGUUUCUCCUUGGCCUCUUCCCUGCGAGCCAGCCAGUGUGGUGCUGCUGCUGCUUCCAGACUGGUUGGUUCCCCCCACCUCCAGAGCCAGCUUGUACAGAAUUCCUUAAACACUUUUCUGCAAAAUAAGAAGAGAUUAUUUUGUUAUUCCUGGUUUGUAGCCCAAUAGUGGUGUUCCAGUGAGAGGGGGAGGAGUUGUGCUCCCCUCAUACACCAGCAGCUCUUCUCCACCAGUGGAGCUGGUGGAAGACUCUCAGCUCCUGUUGUGUCUGGAGGGCUUUGGGUUUUGGGCUUGUGGACAGAACUUGGGCCCUUCCAGUUGACUUAUGCUGUGUUCGUGGCCAGACCUUGCCAGCAUGGUGGAGGUGCAGCCACUCCAGUUGUUCUGUCACUUUGGGUCCAAGUUCCCUGCACUAUGUGGGAGCUGGGCCUUUGGCUAUAGCACAAGGGAUGUGUGGGGAUGCAGACCAGGUUUGCGUCUCAGCUUCCCAGGAGCUGAGGAUGGGAGGGUCCUUGUUUUAAGCAUGGUUGAUAGGGUGGUGCUGGGCUAUGUGGAGCAGUUCCUGCUCAGGCAGGUUGGUGUGAAAUCCACAGUUCCUGCUUCACUCCUCAAAGCAGCUCUGUCCCGUUUGCUGCCAUGGUCAGAUGGGGACAGUCUGCCAUGAGCUGAGGUGGCCUCAGCUCUUCUGGGGCACCUCACACCUUCCUGACAGUGGUGCAGCGCUUGGCUGUGGGCACUGGAUAGGCUGGCACCACCCCUGGAGAGGGCAGCAGGGCAGGCUGCUCCCAGGCCCUGGUGUUCAGGGCUCAGAGAGAGCAGCAAGAUCAUGUUUCCCUCUUCUUGCAGCCCAUUCCUGCUGUUGGGAAGGUGCCAGGGGCCUCGCCGGCUGGCGGAGCAGGGAUCUGCCCCCAGAAGCUAGGACAGCCACCACUAGGGCAGGGUGCUGAGUGAAGGGGUGAUGAGUGGGGUGUUGAGUGAAGGGGUGUCUGGAUGUGUGACACUGGCAGCUCGGCCAGCUGCUGCCUCCAAAGCCGUGGUGCUAAGGCCAGACCCCUCUCUUCGCUUAGGAACACCAGGGAGAUGUGGCAAAGCGAGAAGCUGGGAUCCAGGAAAACCAAAGACACCAGCAGCUUCUGCUUCUGCCGCAGCAGGAGACGUGCAAACAGGAGCCAGGUCUGCAGUGUGCCAUAGCCCUGCCUCCAUUCCACCUGCUGCAGGAGCCUGUCCUGCCCUGCCUGGCAGCACUACACAGGCUCUGGGGGUGCCCUUUUGAGGCAGGUGCCCCCUGCCAACCCUUGGCUUCUAUCCUUCAUCAGUCACAUAGACUGGCCCUACUGGCGUGGCCGUGGGGAAGGUGAGAGAUGCAGUCCUGUACCCCUGGGACACCCUCAUGGGGGUAGCACUUCUCUGGUGAGCAUCCCAAACACCUUCCCCUGGGGGGGGACGAUUAAACCUUGCCCUGGGGAGUCCCUUAAAGGCCUUAUUAUCAGCUGGGGCUCUCCUUGUCUUAAUUCACCCUUUCCCUCCCUGUGAGAGUCCGGUGAUUGCCACACACCUGCGCAGGCACGUGGUGCUGUUGUGAAGAGAAGGUGCUGCAAAAUACCUCCCCUGCUCCACCAUCCUCCCCGGGAUGGGAUGGGAUGGGAUGAGCAUUGGUGUUGUGGUGGGGACUCGCAGCGUGUGAUGCCGUUGCCUCCUCCUGGUUCCCGGUGCAGCAUUCCCAAGGAGCAGCACUUCCCAAGCAGAGCCACAGCAGCCACUCUGGAUGGGCACUGCCAGAUCCCUCACCCUCAUUUCUACCAACCUUCAUCUGUAAGAGAGCCUCCUUCACGACCUGCUCAGGCCGGGACCGGUGCCGCCGGCACGCUUGAGGCAUCCUCUGGCAUUCCGGGAUCCUGGGUGACACCCAUGGAGCAGCACCUGCAGCCUGUGGGAGGGCGAGGAGCAGACUGUUACGUGGUGGAUCUCCAACAAGUGACCAUCUUGUUCUCGAGUGAACUUUUCCCUGUUCUCAUUUGUUGGUGUAGAAUGUUGCCGAAGCUAUAGUACUAUUUAAUGUUGAGUCUGAGGCGGGGCUGCUCCAUGCUCCGUGUUGUAUAGUUUGGAAUGGCAUUGUUUAGUGAGAAGACAGUAUUAUUCCACUCUUUGGAGGGAAUGGGACAAGAAACAGACUGUCUUUUUCUUUUCUCUUAAAUGAAGUGAACUUUUUGUUCUGAAGUCCCAGCAGGUGGCCAGCCCCUCAGUAAAAUGGUGCUCACAACCAC